Messenger RNA from Pocillopora verrucosa, 988 nucleotides. RefSeq lists its product as uncharacterized. NCBI's taxonomy places the organism in Eukaryota, Metazoa, Cnidaria, Anthozoa, Scleractinia, Pocilloporidae. The record is from RefSeq and is a predicted model, not a curated record.
UACUAAACGUAACCACACUCAAAAGCGCCUCUUGAAAGCUCUUAAGGGAGGUCACUGACAUCUAUGUUCCCAAGAUGAUAAUAGCUGCCUUGUUGUUCACGUGCUGCGCCUUUCUAUCACGAACAGACGGCAAGAUAUCACUGACAAAAAGCAACCUCUUCCGUCGUUCAUAUAUCGGGGAAACCAAAGGAUGCGAUAAAGUUUGCCAGAAGGAAUGCAUUCAAGUGCACAACAAAUACAGAGCUAACCAUGAUGCACCACCGCUGGCUUUUGACCAGAAGCUGGCAGACGAAGCACAAGCUUUGAUUGACAAGGGAGUUUUUAAACAUUCUGAGUGGGUGGAGUUAAAAAAUAAAGGCGCUGCGUUUGCGUGGGGUUCUCUUUUCCCAUCAUUCACUGCUGUUAUCAAGAACUGGCACGACGAAGGAGCAUAUUAUGAUUAUCAGACUGGCGCACCAAAGAAAAACUCACAGGUGGUGGAUCACUUUAUGCAAAUGAUGUGGAAGAAGGCUCGUAAAAUAGGCUGUGCGCGUGGCGGUUUGUAUGGUGAACCUUGGUAUGUGGCUCACUAUGAUCAGGCUCCAAUCUCUCAAAAGCAAAACACUGUGGAGAACAUUGAAAGACCAAAACAGGAUGACAGUGAGUGGUUCAAAGAUGAUUCGCCAUUCUCUGAGGAGCUGGCUAACAUGCAACAUGUCUAAGACAAGAAUUCGCUUCUCCAGACUGAUCACCACGGACGAUGAAUCUUUUGAACUUUGAAACAAAAAACAAGAAAGUGUAUGUCAAUCAAAUUCAUUAUUUUUUCAACCGUAGGAUUUACGGCGGAGAGCAGCAUGUUCUCUUGAUUUGCGCCAAUCGUCCGACAUCGUCCUACAUCUUAUUUGUUGUAAUUACGAGGAUAUGUCAUACAAAUGUAAUAAAGUUCUCUUUUCGUGGAUACAUGGGAAUUAUAUCUUAGUCAAAACAAAUCAGUUUUUUUUCUAGUCAU